AAUUAGUGCUCGUAUUUAACUGAUCGUGCUGCAUAUUUAUUUAUUGUUAUUUUAAAAAAAUGGGACUUUUAUCGCUGUUGCGCAAACUUCGCCCGAAUCCUGAGAAGGAGGCGCGUAUUUUGCUGCUUGGCUUGGACAAUGCCGGCAAGACAACAAUUCUCAAACAACUGGCCUCUGAGGAUAUUGAAACGGUGACGCCUACUGCGGGCUUCAACAUUAAAUCGGUAGCAGCAGAUGGCUUCAAGCUGAACGUGUGGGACAUUGGCGGUCAAUGGAAGAUACGACCAUAUUGGAAGAACUACUUUGCCAAUACAGAUGUUUUGAUCUACGUCAUCGACUGCACGGAUCGCUCACGUCUUAAGGAGACGGGCAGUGAACUAUUUGAGAUGCUGAUGGACAACCGAUUGAAGAAAGUGCCGCUUCUGGUCUUUGCCAACAAGCAGGACUUGCCCAAUGCGAUGACCGCCUCCGAAGUGGCCGAGGCACUGGGUCUGGUGCAAUUGGAAGAGCGCACUUGGGAAAUCAGAGCAUGCACAGCUGUCGAUGGCACGGGCAUCAAGGAGGGCAUGGACUGGGUGUGCAAAAAUAUGAAAAAAUAAAAUUGUAAUUAUAAGAUUAAUGCAAUCAACGUAUACCUUUGGCCAGUAGAAAUUAAUGCAAAAUAUGCAUAUUGUGAACGAAACCAAUGAUUAGUGCACAUAUCAAUGCUUAGUUAUGUGAAAUAAAAUAAAUAAAAGUAGCGUAAGCAUUUCAGAUCUAAAA
Molecule: messenger RNA, 762 nt
Organism: Drosophila grimshawi
Lineage: Eukaryota; Metazoa; Arthropoda; Insecta; Diptera; Drosophilidae
Product: ADP-ribosylation factor-like protein 3
Exons: 4
Coding region: 60-599 (179 amino acids)
Biological process (GO): cilium assembly
Cellular component (GO): microtubule cytoskeleton; cytoplasm
Molecular function (GO): GTPase activity; GTP binding
Source: RefSeq, a predicted model, not a curated record